AUGGAUGCUACCAGUAGUACUUGCCAUGGCAUUCCUCCUCCCCAGUCUCUCACCAUGAGCAGUCUCCCGGAGUUUCAGCCUCAUCACCACGCUCAUCCCCCGACUUCAUUCGACCAGCAGCAGCAGCAGCAGGCGUACAUUGAGACGCAGCUUCACCCGGGGGACCUCGCUGGGACGAUUGACCCGCUGCUCCUGUUCGGUCCCCGCGCCGGACAAGGACACGUGGUGGUUGCGGCAGUUGCUCUUCAGCAGCCGAAUGUCUCUUCUUCUUCUUCUUCGGCACCCGCUGAUGCGUCGCGAGUGACUGAAGUGGAGUGA
Trichoderma citrinoviride is the source of this 318-nucleotide messenger RNA. RefSeq lists its product as hypothetical. The record is from RefSeq and is a predicted model, not a curated record. The transcript has a single exon. Bases 1 to 318 code for a protein of 105 amino acids. Lineage: Eukaryota; Fungi; Ascomycota; Sordariomycetes; Hypocreales; Hypocreaceae.